UCACAGUCCCUCACACUACCUGGGCCUCCUCAUAUGCUACAUGACAUCGCAGAACGUGGACCCCUGGAUCCAGGAUGCAAGGGCCCCAAUACAUGCUGCUCUGCCUGGUUCACCUGAUCACAGCACUGACAGAUGAAGAGAAGAAGACCAUUGUGGAGAAGCACAACUUCUAUCGCGCCAGGGCAGAACCACCAGCGGCUGACAUGAAGGCUCUGCGAUGGGACCAGACGCUCGAAGACCUGGCAAAGUCUUAUGCUGCAAAAUGUAUCUGGGAUCAUAACGAGGAGCGCGGGUUCCGAGGAGAGAACCUCUUCAUAAUGUCCGGAUCCAGUCUGGAUGUGGAGCUGGGUCUGGCUGACUGGCACCGAGAGCGCGACUACUACAACUUCACCACUGAAACCUGUCAGGAAGGACAGAUGUGUGGACACUACACCCAGAUGGUCUGGGCCAAUUCCGAGCGUGUCGGCUGUGGAGAGAAUUUCUGUGAAAAACUUGAAGGCUUUGAUGAGACAAAUAUGUUUCUCCUGGUCUGUAACUAUGAACCUCCGGGAAACUUUCAAGGAGAGAAGCCGUACACACCUGGAGCCUUCUGUUCCUCCUGUCCAUCCUCACACGUCUGCAGAGAGUCUUUAUGUGCAGAUGAAGGCUUAGAGCAGGAAGAAACCAGCACAGCUGAACUGGGCACAACGUUGGCAGAAUUUCCGUCAGACACAACACAUUCACAGAUUUAUCCAGAACCUACACAAUCAGAGCUGGACCUAGAACCAACAAAACCAGAGCUGGAUCCAAAAAUAAUAUCACAGCUGUUCCUAGAACCUACACAGUCAGAGCUGGUACCAGAACAUACACAAUCAGAGCUGAACCUAGAACCAACACAACCAGAGCUGGAUUCAAAAACAAUAUCACAGAUGUUCCUAGAACCUAAAAAUUCUGAGCUGGUAGCAGAACCUACACAAUCAGAGCUGGACCUAGAACCAACACAACCAGAGCUGGAUCCAAAAACAAUAUCACAGUUGUUUCUAGAAUCUACACAGUCAGAGCUGGUACCAGAACAUACACAAUCAGAGCUGGACCUAGAACCAACACAACCAAAGCUAGAUUCAAAAACAACAAAAUCAGAGCUGGUUCCAGAACCUACACAGUCAGAGAUGGUCCCUGAACCAACAAAACCAGAGAUGGAUCAAAAAGCAACAAAAUCAGAGCUGGUUCCAGAACCUACACAAACCGAGUUGAACCUAGAGUCGGAAUUAAAAUUAACACCAUCAGAGAUGGUGCAGGACUUAAUGUCCACCCGGACUACCACAGAACCUCUAGAAAUAAUCACAACACAGAGAGUGGAAAAGUCCAGUCCAGAUGUCAUAGAAGAGACAUCAGUACAUUCCACCAGCCAAGUCAUUGCCUUUCCAGAUCAAGAAUACAUUUCUGUCUCUGUGAGACCAUCUCUUCCAGUGACCGCUACACCCCACAUUGAUAAGACUACCAUUGAGAAAGUUUUUUUCAACGAUGAACCAGAUACACCAACAGAAAAACAAAGAAUCCCAGUAACAGUUAAAGUUACCACCACACAGCCAGUAAAAACACAUGACAUGUCUGUAUUAGUAGACAAACCCCAGGAGAAAAUUGUGGACACGGUAACCAGCCAAGAUCAGGCGAGACGGAAAGACCAACAGUCACCAAAGGCUCCUUCAGAAAAGAAAAAGCAGAAGCAAAAAAACAUGAACGUAACAUCAAACAAAUGGAAAACCCAAUUGUCCUCUUCCAUGAGACGGGAUUAUAAAUCAGGCCUGGCAGUGCAGACAUACUUUGGUCGUCCUGUCCAGAGCUGGCACCUUGCACGAGCUCCUAGGCCUUGUCUAUACCCAUGUCCCAGGUCAAAGUCUCAACUGGUGUUUCCUCUUUAUCGCACAAAUCACAUUUCAUCUUUGGGAGGAUAUGAUGAGCAAAGCCAGAAGAUCAGUAAAUCUCUCGUGAAGCCCAGCUUCCAGCAGCUUUGGAGACAGUUAGGGUACAAGAGAGGCGUUUACAGCCUGUACCUCCCCCCUGCUCAACAACAUUAAGGAUCAGCUAAAGACAAAUGUCCACAAAACAGGUUUUGAUUAUCUUCGGUUACUUCAAUGGUUUACUGAAUGUCCGUCAAGAAGUCUUCAACUGCCUUUCAUGCCUGGAAUAGCAAGAUCAUUAGGAACUGUUUAGGCCUCAUGCCUGUGGGUGACAUCACAGAUGCUGGGAGUUAUCUGUCCUGCCUGUUAAGUCAUAGAAGCUCUAUAAUGGAAUCUAAAGUCCUGGAUUAUAUGAAGUCCUUUCCAGCAUAUCAAAAGUCCGGGCAUAUUCAUCACCUCUGGCUGCAGUGCAUCUGGUCGGCAUCAUCUCCACUGCUUGUGCUUUUCUCUAUUAUUUAGUUUUAUUCAUCGUCUCUGGCUAUGGUCCAGCUGGUCAGCAUGAUCUCCACUGCUUGUGCUUUUCUCUAUUCUUUAGUUUUAUUCAUCAUCUCUGGCUGUGGUCCAGAUGGUCAGCAUGAUCUCCACUGUUUGUACUUUUCUCUGUUAUUUAGUUUUAUUCAUCGUCUCUGGUUGUGGUCCAGCUGGUCACCAUGAUCUCCACUGUUUGUACUUUUCUCUGUUAUUUAGUUUUAUUCAUCAUCUCUGGCUAUGGUCCAGCUGGUCAGCAUGAUCUCCACUGCUUCAGCUUUUGUCUAUUCUUUAGUUUUAUUCAUCAUCUCUGGCUGUAGUCCAGCUGGUCAGCAUGAUCUCCACUGCUUCAGCUUUUGUCUAUUCUUUAGUUUUAUUCAUCGUCUCUGGCUGUGGUCCAGCUGGUCAGCAUGAUCUCCACUGCUUGUGCUUUUCUCUAUUAUUUAGUUUUAUUCAUCAUCUCUGGCUGUAGUCCAGCUGGUCAGCAUGAUCUCCACUGCUUGUGCUUUUCUCUUUUAUUUAGUUUUAUUCAUCAUCUCUGGCUGUAGUCCAGCUGGUCAGCAUCAUCUCCACUGCUUGUGCUUUUCUCUAUUAUUUAGUUUUAUUCAUCGUCUCUGGCUGUGGUCCAGCUGGUCAGCAUCAUCUCCACUGCUUGUGCUUUUCUCUAUUAUUUAGUUUUAUUCAUCGUCUCUGGCUGUAGUCCAGCUGGUCAGCAUGAUCUCCACUGCUUGUGCUUUUCUCUUUUAUUUAGUUUUAUUCAUCAUCUCUGGCUGUGGUCCAGAUGGUCAGCAUGAUCUCCACUUCUUGUGCUUUUCUCUAUUCUUUAGUUUUAUUCAUCGUCUUUGGCUGUGGUCCAGCUGGUCAACAUGAUCUCCACUGCUUGUGCUUUUCUCUAUUCUUUAGUUUUAUUCAUCGUCUCUGGCUGUGGUCCAGCUGGUCAGCAUGAUCUCCACUGUUUGUACUUUUCUCUGUUAUUUAGUUUUAUUCAUCGUCUCUGGUUGUGGUCCAGCUGGUCAGCAUGAUCUCCACUGCUUCAGCUUUUCUCUACUAUUUAGUUUUAUUAAUUGUCUCUGGCUAUGGACCAGCUGGUCAGCAUGAUCUCCACUGCUUGUGCUUUUCUUUGUUAUUUAGUUUUAUUUAUCAUCUCUGGCUGUGGUCCAGCUGGUCAGCAUGAUCUCCACUGCUUGUGCUUUUCUCUAUUCUUUAGUUUUAUUCAUCGUCUCUGGCUGUGGUCCAGCUGGUCAGCAUGAUCUCCACUGCUUCAGCUUUUGUCUAUUCUUUAGUUUUAUUCAUCAUCUCUGGCUGUAGUCCAGCUGGUCAGCAUGAUCUCCACUGCUUGUGCUUUUCUCUAUUAUUACGUUUUAUUCAUCAUCUCUGGCUAUGGUCCAGCUGGUCAGCAUGAUCUCCACUGCUUGUGCUUUUCUCUAUUAUUACGUUUUAUUCAUCGUCUCUGGCUGUGGUCCAGCUGGUCAGCAUGAUCUCCACUGCUUGUGCUUUUCUCUAUUCUUUAGUUUUAUUCAUCGUCUCUGGCUAUGUUCCAGCUGGUCAGCAUGAUCUCCACUGCUUGUGCUUUUCUCUAUUAUUUAGUUUUAUUUAUCAUCUCUGGCUGUGGUCCAGCUGGUCAGCAUGAUCUCCACUGCUUGUGCUUUUCUCUAUUCUUUAGUUUUAUUCAUCGUCUCUGGCUGUAGUCCAGCUGGUCAGCAUGAUCUCCACUGCUUGUGCUUUUGUCUAUUCUUUAGUUUUAUUCAUCGUCUCUGGCUGUGGUCCAGCUGGUCAGCAUGAUCUCCACUGCUUCAGCUUUUGUCUAUUCUUUAGUUUUAUUCAUCAUCUCUGGCUGUAGUCCAGCUGGUCAGCAUGAUCUCCACUGCUUGUGCUUUUCUCUAUUAUUACGUUUUAUUCAUCGUCUCUGGCUGUAGUCCAGCUGGUCAGCAUGAUCUCCACUGCUUGUGCUUUUGUCUAUUCUUUAGUUUUAUUCAUCGUCUCUGGCUGUGGUCCAGCUGGUCAGCAUGAUCUCCACUGCUUCAGCUUUUGUCUAUUCUUUAGUUUUAUUCAUCAUCUCUGGCUGUAGUCCAGCUGGUCAGCAUGAUCUCCACUGCUUGUGCUUUUCUCUAUUAUUACGUUUUAUUCAUCAUCUCUGGCUGUGGUCCAGCUGGUCAGCAUGAUCUCCACUGCUUGUGCUUUUCUCUAUUAUUUAGUUUUAUUCAUCGUCUCUGGCUGUAGUCCAGCUGGUCAGCAUGAUCUCCACUGCUUGUGCUUUUCUCUAUUAUUUAGUUUUAUUUAUCAUCUCUGGCUGUGGUCCAGCUGGUCAGCAUGAUCUCCACUGCUUGUGCUUUUCUCUAUUAUUACGUUUUAUUCAUCGUCUCUGGCUGUAGUCCAGCUGGUCAGCAUGAUCUCCACUAGUUGUGCUUUUCUCUAUUAUUUAGUUUUAUUCAUCAUCUCUGGCUGUGGUCCAGCUGGUCAGCAUGAUCUCCACUGCUUGUGCUUUUCUCUAUUAUUUAGUUUUAUUCAUCGUCUCUGGCUGUAGUCCAGCUGGUCAGCAUGAUCUCCACUGCUUGUGCUUUUCUCUAUUAUUACGUUUUAUUCAUCGUCUCUGGCUGUAGUCCAGCUGGUCAGCAUGAUCUCCACUGCUUCUGCUUUUCUCUAUUAUUUAGUUUUAUUCAUCAUCUCUGGCUGUGGUCCAGCUGAUCAGCAUGAUCUCCACUGCUUGUGCUUUUCUCUAUUAUUACGUUUUAUUCAUCGUCUCUGGCUGUAGUCCAGCUGGUCAGCAUGAUCUCCACUAGUUGUGCUUUUCUCUAUUAUUUAGUUUUAUUCAUCAUCUCUGGCUGUGGUCCAGCUGGUCAGCAUGAUCUCCACUGCUUGUGCUUUUCUCUAUUAUUUAGUUUUAUUCAUCGUCUCUGGCUGUAGUCCAGCUGGUCAGCAUGAUCUCCACUGCUUGUGCUUUUCUCUAUUAUUACGUUUUAUUCAUCGUCUCUGGCUGUAGUCCAGCUGGUCAGCAUGAUCUCCACUGCUUCUGCUUUUCUCUAUUAUUUAGUUUUAUUCAUCAUCUCUGGCUGUGGUCCAGCUGAUCAGCAUGAUCUCCACUAGUUGUGCUUUUCUCUAUACUUUAGUUUUAUUCAUAGUCUCUGUCUGCAGUCCAGCUGGUUGGCAUGAUCUCCACUUUUUUAUUUUCUCUAUUCUUUAUUUAGUUGCCAUCACAGCUCUUGAGAAUGCUUUUGAUCUUUAACUUAUUAAUGGAAAUGGCCCAGAUUCCCGUCUCCAUCCACGUGUAGCUCAAUCAUUAUAGCAUCUGGAGAUGGCCUGUCCAUUCCCUAACUAAUCAACACAGCUCCAGUUGCCUCUGAGAAAACAAGAGAUGUUAUGAAAAGGCAAGUACCCAUAGACAUCCCAAAAGAUGAUUGUUUGUAGGAACUCAUGGAGUCACCCAAGGAUGAGUGCUGAGUGACAAAAAGCUAUGGGUUGGCGAACAUCUUCACCAGACACUGAUGAUGUCUUUGUUGGAUGUGUCGUAUGAACUAUUGGACUGGAUGUCUUAAGAUGGGAUAUGGAUUAGGAUCCAUCAUUCUGGUACUGACAGGAUCUCGGGUGUCAUUAUUUAUAUUUGUCCCUCUCACUGUAUAUAC
Bufo gargarizans (Asiatic toad) is the source of this 6028-nucleotide messenger RNA. RefSeq names its product peptidase inhibitor 16-like. Bases 75 to 2057 code for a protein of 660 amino acids. The transcript has 7 exons. Lineage: Eukaryota; Metazoa; Chordata; Amphibia; Anura; Bufonidae. Gene Ontology annotation, cellular component: extracellular region. The record is from RefSeq and is a predicted model, not a curated record.